AUGUCUGGUAGAAAGACUCGUACAACAGCCAAUGCUCCUGAGAACGCCACACUUUCAAUUAACGAACGUAUUCUGAAGGACUGCCAUAACCUCUACGUCAACGAAGAACGGGGUCUGAUUGGCAUCUCUCAGAAGUUAAACUUGAGUCUUUUGGCUCCUAGAAGGAAAAUUACCGUCCUUUUGAUUGGUAACCAUUCUGCUGGGAAGAGUUCAUUCAUAAACUGGUAUGUGGAGGAGCACGUUCAAAGGACAGGAGUUGCUAUUGAGACGCAAGGCUUUACAUUCGUUACAAGUGGAAGGAAACGAGAAUCACUUACGGGAAAUGCUACUCUUCACUUGUAUCCACACUUUGAGCCUUUGAGACGUCUGGAUGGUGUCGUGGACUACCUGACUACAGAGAUAUCGACUUCCAAGCAGAAGAAGUUCAGUUUAGUGACAUUUGUAGAUACACCUGGGUUGGUUGAUGGAGACAUGGUGUACCCAUUUAAUGUGGAUGAAUCAAUCAAGUGGCUUGGUGAUCUGGCUGAUCUUAUAUUCGUAUUCUUUGAUCCCAUGGGUCAAGCCUUAUGCAAACGAACUCUGAACAUUGUGGAGGCAUUAAAUCAGACGCAUUCUGAGAGAAUUAAAUUUUACUUAACGAAGGCUGAUACUGCUGGAUCAGACAGUGAUCGGCAAAGGGUAAUGAUGCAGAUUGUUCAAGAACUAUGCAAACGGCCUGGGCUCAACAAGGCAGCUUUUGAUAUGCCCGCAAUAUUUAUUCCCUCUCUGACAGCUAAGAGCCCAAGAUGUGAAAAUCAGAUUAAUGAGGCUGCUAGGGAAGUGUCUAAGUCGAUUGACCAGAUGAUCCAGAGUACUCUAAACACAUUAGAAAAGGACUGUGAGUCAAUUUCUUCAACGGUAGACGUGAAACUAGAGAAAGACAGGGUGGAUAGAGCAUACAAUUUGAGAGCUCGUAGUAAAGGACUGCUGUUCUUUGGACUUAGUCUUCUAUUUCCCAUGUUGCUAUUUUUCAACUUAUUCGUGAAAGCAGGUGGUGGAUCAUUUCUUCAGUCUGUGCUUGGGGAUCAACUAGCCAAUGUGACCAUCUCGUAUGUGACUCUGAUGUUCAGUGCCAUACCAGAUGAUUCCUACAUGUAUGCAAUUGUGGCUCAUGCUGUUGUCUGCCUCAUACUGUUGACUAUUGCAAGAUAUGUCUCUCGAACUCGUUCGACAUUAUCACGAGGGGAGAGGAGAGCAUUAGGUGAGAUUCGAACGUAUGUUCAAGAUUCUGUGAAGACUCGGAAGGCACAGCUGUACAAGGAGUACCUACAGCAGAGUGUGGGCUCAGACUUCUUGUCAUGAGAACGUGAAUCUGAAUGAUUGGAUGAGUGAAUUCUAAAGUAGACCAAACUAAGACCGAAUGUCUUUACAAUUGCAUGAAGCAAGCAAUUAUUGUGUCUAUAACACAUAUUUUGUUAGCAAUCAAUUUAAAAUAGUGCGUUCACACUGACGGUCAAGUAGUCUUAUUUCUUCCUUUAGUGAUGAAGUCUCCUUUAAACUCUGGCUGUACAUUGAGGAUAUUUAUUUGAACUUCCUAUUUAUUUCGUCUUUAGAACACCCGUCAAGGGACUUUGCUAAGUGCCAUCAUUUUCGUCCUUAUCUUCAAUUGUCCGCUUGAGUCAAGGCUGCUUCAGUGUGAACGCACCUAAAGCUCUCGCAC
Corticium candelabrum is the source of this 1699-nucleotide messenger RNA. RefSeq lists its product as uncharacterized. The coding region runs from base 1 to 1341 and encodes 446 amino acids. The record is from RefSeq and is a predicted model, not a curated record. NCBI's taxonomy places the organism in Eukaryota, Metazoa, Porifera, Homoscleromorpha, Homosclerophorida, Plakinidae. Gene Ontology annotation, biological process: mitochondrion localization; mitochondrial fusion. The transcript has 12 exons. Gene Ontology annotation, molecular function: GTPase activity. Gene Ontology annotation, cellular component: mitochondrial outer membrane.